This is a messenger RNA of Bursaphelenchus xylophilus (pine wood nematode), 5706 nucleotides long. The record is from the annotation of a GenBank genome assembly. Lineage: Eukaryota; Metazoa; Nematoda; Chromadorea; Rhabditida; Aphelenchoididae.
AUGUCGGAUGUGCCUGAGGGGGAACGACGGGACGUUGAGAAAGGUGAACGUGCCAAGUCCGAGUGCGAGGAGGGCGUGGGAUCCGACGGGAAACCAAUUAUUUCUCAGCCGCCUUCUUCUGCCAAGUUGACCCAGAAUCCAUCGACCAGUCGAUUAUCUAUAUUGACCGCAGUUGAGGUCAGCUCACCUUCUACUCGAAUUAAACUUCCUGACCAACAUUCCAGCCUUUCGUCGGACACGUUGCCCAUUUCUGGUCCUUUUUCUUCGUCUCCACACCGGAUUCGACGUCAAUCUACGCUCGACCUUGAACCUACGCCAAGGCAUCGUAUUGAUUCCGGAGAACGAAAGCUUGGCUUCUCUACGAGCCCCAUUUUCUACAGAAGUCGACCACGCGCGUUAACAGAUCCAACGAAGACAAAAUUAAAGAUUUCCCAAGAACUCGACGAUCUGAUUGGAAGCAACGAUUCUGAAGGUAAAUCUGAUUCCUUGAAGAAGGAGAUUGAUCAAGAAAUCGACAACGAGGAGAGCAAGGAGAAUAAUAAAGUUCAUCAAAAAAGGAGACCAACUUUGGAGCAGAUUGAUCCGAACUUGGAAUUGGCGAUUGAUAUCCCGGAGGAGCCCGAUCAUCUUCAAUUCUUGUCGGUUCCCAGGCCAAACAAUCACAACUCUGAAGCCGACUCCAGUUGCGACGAACGGCCUUCUGACUCGUUGUUGAAAAUCCAGCCACCGCCCUAUCUCCCUAAUCUUCAAGUCACUGCUGUCAGUGAUUCCGAUUCCCUGACUGAUGCCGAAUCGGACGUCGACAAAUUCCUCGAGAAUCUAGCGAACUCCCGACGUCCUUCCGGCUUGUCAACGCACAGCUCUCGACCAUUCCCACCGAACCUUCUGCGGCCAGCACCUCGAUCCUCAUCCAUUUCUCCGAGUAUUUCAACACAAAGUCGGCGAAUCGGCAAGGAUUUCGGCGAAAGGCGGAGGAAACAACGCAGUGUCAGCGUCGUUAGUUAUUCCACCAAACGAAGGACUUCGAAUACACCAACUACCUUCUCCUUACCCACCCGAUUACGGCCGCGGAGUAUUGCUGCCGAAAGUGGGGCCGAAGAGGAUAAGGAAGACAAGGAAGUAAGUCGAGGGUGGGACAAUCCAAGACUCUAAAUUAAUAUCCCAAUCAACCGCAAGUUAAUUUCCAGAAGCCAGUUUUUUAUUCCAAGCUUCCUUUUUGCCUCAGGGUGCAAAAAAAGUCUUAAAAAAAGGUUGACAAGUCUCUCAAAAAUCCUUUGCAUAUCAAUGUUUCGGUCUUUAACGAGUUUACGAAAAGGUUUUGGAAACGAAACCUGUCAGUUCAACUUCCCCAAGUCUGUCUUAAAUAUUUGGCCAUGAACAUACGAACAGAAUUCGGAGUUCAAUAGUCUCGAUUCAUGUGGACGGUCGCUACAGCGCGAUCUCAAUACGUGAGUCCGAUUCCAUCCAUCUUCACCUAGUUAGUCAGCCAAAUUUCAUUAGUUUUCGUAUGGUGCAGACUGAAUGAAGGUUGUGCCAUUUAAAGAUAACUUUUGCUAAGCAUUUGGAAGUUCUUGACCGACAAUAAGGGCCCUUUCUAUUGUUUUAUCCUUCAAAAUUGUUCCUUCUUUUCAUACGUUUUGCUUUAUGUAACGGAAUUUUUUUUUUUGUUUCAAAUGGCGCGGUAAGUCGAAAUCUUCCCGUGGCAUAUCUUGUAUCGCCUUGAGAUGACCUAACCCAAACUUUAUAAUAUUUUUAUUCCCCAAACUUCAAUAAAUUACCUGGCCUCAUUUUUCACCCCAUUUUCGACUGCAAUAACUCCCCAUUUUACUGUACUCGGAAACUCCGGCCAGCCGCUCUCGCUUCGGCCAAGGGCCAAGUCGAGAGGUUGAAACGUCAGUUAUAAUUUAAAACCGUUAUUAGAUUGAUGUAAACGAGACUUGUUCUUCAUGAAAAAUUAUUCGCUCAUUUCUGCGGGAAAAGGAUCCGUGGAAACCGACAAAUUUUUGGGGGAAAGAUUUACCGCGCCAUUCUCCUGGGCCCAUUCUCAUGCGCUUUGUGUAAUUUAUGGCCGACGAGGAGGUAAGCGGAGAGAGAGGAGUUUAAUUCGACGAUAAUUCGGAUUCGGUUUGGAUUACUGUAACUUAGGGACGUUGGGAUGGGAAUUACUGUAUUCUUAAGAGCUUUGGGAUUGUUUUUGAUGUUACAAUUUCAUUUGUUACAUCUAUUCAUAAAGAUUAUGACAAAAAUUCCUUAUGACGUCAUACAUCCCACCCUCUCUUUUAUGGCUUAUCUCGCAAUGUCAGCCAUAAUGUCGGCUAAUCCCAUUGUAUUUGUUGUCUACAAGUGUAGAUUACUGGGUUUUUUGUUGCACUUACCCACUUCUCUCUUCAUACCUAACCUACGUUUAUUUUACUUAACCUAUCGAAACAGUUUACUUUAUAAAACACAGACGAAGUGCAUCUAUGCUCGGUGUAGAAAGGAUUUCGGUCCAUUUUGUGCUCUGAAGCCAUUUGCCAACAUCUUAUAAUCUUUGUGGGGUAAUUAAUUCCAUUUUAUGACUUAUGUAAUAGCCAUUGAGUCGGGAUAUAGGGGCUGUUGGGCUCGUAAGAUGGUGAUUUUCAGAUAAUUUUUAGAAGCUUUUUUUAGUUUAUAGGGCUCAGAGAAGAAACCGCAGCUUUAAAUUCUUCUUAAUCUAAAUUAGUCCCCAAAAUAGGUAAUCUUCAUUUCCGUAGGCCUUUUAUGUCCUCACGACUCCUCCAAGUUUUGCGAGGGCAUCUUUCGUCCCUGCCAAUUUGCAUAAAAUUAUGCGAAAAAACUUUUUCCGCAGUCCAUUUGUUCCAGAUUAUCCUGAAAACGGAGCAUUAAAAGUCGUUGACGGGCGUUGUAAUGAAACAAAUAGGGAGGAGGAGAGGAGAAGAUGCCCUCGGGGUAAAAUUAAGAAAGUGCUGAGAAUCCUGCGUCCCAAAGCUGACAUCCAAGACAUUUUGGGGGAAAAAUUGCAGAGAUCGGUUUACAAAUGAUGACCUAGGGGAGUUAAGGGGUUCAGAGCAGGGUAGAGUAAAAUACGUACAUAUCCUUGACUCUUCUUCCAUGAAUGUAGAGACCAGUUGCAGUGAGUACCAUUUUAUAAACAGUACUUUGGCAUUGAUUUUAGCAAACCAGUAUCUGCAGUUUUCAGUAAUGUUUUAUCCCUUUUCUAUAGUCCCCCGCACAGUAAAUUUGCCGUAUUUAAGUUGCUAUAGCCCCUUCCUAUAGUCAGAAAUCAGAGCCAACAUUUAUUUCGGGUUCUUCCUCUGUUUGCGUUUAACAAUAAGAGAACUAAAAUUGACCCGCUCUUUUCUUUAACACGUCGCGAACUCUGCCCGGAAACACGGUCCAUGAAUCGGGCUACAAAUUGAUGGUUGGUGGAUAAGUAAAGAGAAGAAGAAGAGUAGCCCGUCAUCGGCAUCUUCCACAUUCACAUCAGCUUUCUUUUUUUCAUUGUGUAGUUGUAGAGCAGAAUCUUAACUUCGUGACAAUUUAGCUGUCUAAAAUAAGACCUCUUCUUUUUAUCAGCUCAGAAUAAAUACUCUAAAGACCUUACGUACAUACCGGCCUUAGUGGCAACCCAUCUCCACUUGCAAUAAAAUGCCCGAACAUCCAACGAAUCGGAGUUUCGGCAUUUUCAAAUGAAAUCACAAUGAGUUAUGGUGGUAGGUCAAAGAGUCAUGUAAAAUAAUAACCGAAACCUACUUUUAUUGAGUCUAGGAAGGAUGGAAAAGUGUUGGCAAUGUCUGUGUACUAAUCGUUUUCUUUUAGGCCCACAAACUUCUCGACGGUUCACACCAGCUCCGCAUCGACGGACAUCACGUCGGAGGGGCCGGGCACGGCGGAGGUAGGUCGAACAUUGCAUUGAACAUAUUCCUAAACUCCGUCGUAUCCUAAUACCUUUACAAAAACAAAUCUGCGGAUAUUUUUUGUUGACAGUUAUCCGUGAAUAUCCGUAACAUCUCCCACCUGUCUCAUCGUUUCCAAUAAAUUAUUCAACUACACGCAAUACGACGAAAUUGUCUAAUCUUCUUCUACAACUUGCAAUGGCUCUCAUUGCAGAUAACAGUCUUGCAAUUUAUGUCAUUUUUUGGCCAAAGUUAUGACGUUUUAGGCCACGGCCACAAGAAAGAAUUUGGACCGGCCAUGAUUUUGUAUUACCUCGCCUCGGCGUUUCGCGCCCUCUACCCUCGAUUGGACGAUGAUUUCGUGGACAAGCUCAACUACUACUACACAACGACAAUACGUGAGUUUUGGGGCUUGGAAAUGGAGAGGAUAUAACUGUUUGUUCCUUUUUAGGGCUUUUGCCGUAUUGUAGACCAAAAUUUUUAACAAAGAUUAUGUUCUUCGGGUCUAACUCGACCUUUUCCAACGUAUAAUCAACCAUUUUCAGUGGCAUCGUUUGCCCUCCUUGUGUCAGCCAAGCAAUACGUCGGCUUCCCCAUCCAAUGCUGGGUUCCGGCCACAUUCACAGACGCUAUGGAGCAAUACACAGAGAACUAUUGUUGGGUUCAAAACACGUACUGGGUACCCAUGAUGGAGGAGAUCCCGCAAGAAGUCUACAACCGGCGGAAUCGACAGAUCGGCUACUACCAAUGGGUACCCUUCAUUCUGGCGAUUCAAGCCCUCUUCUUCUACAUUCCAUGUAUUUUGUGGCGAGGAUUGCUGUAUUGGCAUUCAGGUGGGUGAAGAUGGGGAGUCGGAAACGGUCGUAUUUCAGGGAUAAAUCUUCAGGGAUUAGUGCAGAUGGCUUGUGAUGCCAGGUUAAUGGAUCAGGACGUCAAAUCGAGGACAGUUUUCACAAUGGCAAGGCAUAUGCAAGAUGAAGUUCAGGCAAGUUGUAGUAAAUCAUGAUUUGCUAAGAGUAAAAUUUUAAAAAAUGCGGUUUUUGAGAUACCGUAUUCUUAAUUUCAGUUGACGCAGAUCGAGCGCCAAACGAAUAACCGCUUGGCCUUUCUGAAAGUCGGCAGGCAUUGCGGUUGGUAUGUGACGGCACUUUAUAUUGGAAUAAAGGUAACACCGUAUGCAUAAUGAUUCAUUCGUCCUUUAGGUGUUAUACUCACUGAAUGUCCUGAUGCAGUUCUUUUUGUUAAAUCAUUUAUUGGGUUCCAACGACCUGGCCUAUGGAUUCUCGUUGCUAACGGAUCUUGUGGCGGGGAAAGAUUGGGAGGAAACGGGGAUGUUCCCGAGAGUAACGUUAUGUGAUUUUGAGGUAAGUUGAGGAAAAAAUUUUCUAAUUUAUCAUCCGUUUUCUUUCAGGUCCGAGUUCUGGGCAACAUCCAUCGCCACACAGUCCAAUGCGUCCUGAUGAUCAACAUGUUUAACGAGAAGAUCUUCCUCUUCCUGUGGUUCUGGUUCCUCUUAAUUGGCGCUAUCACAGUGUUCAAUGCGUUCUACUGGGUGGGCAUAAUGUUCUUGCCGAAUCAGGGCGAAUCCUUUAUCCGAAAGUACCUCAGAGUCCUCAACGAGCAUCCCGGCAAGCCGAUCACCGACGACGUCUCGUUGCACAAGUUCACAAACAAUGUGUUACGGAAAGACGGGGUGUUUAUGUUGAGGAUGAUAUCAACCCAUGCUGGGGAGUUGAUGAGCAGUGAGCUGAUCUUGGCGUUGUGGCAAGACUACAACAACAUGGAUCGAUCGCCGAACCAGUUUUGGGAUACGGAACACGUGGAUGCGUGA